AUGAUAGGGAAAUUUGGCCUUACUGGUGCACUAUAUUUUCAGCUGUCUUUUAUUGUACCAUCCUUGUUCAUUUUUUUGGGAGGCAUGUUUACCAUACUGGCUUUCAGGUUAGCCAAAUAUGCUUAUGGAUUCAUCCUAGAGCAAAUCUGGAGGAAUAAGGUAAAGGACAAAGAUGUCUGGUGGCCUUACCAAAGGAAACAAAGCUCAGUCUACUGGAUAAGAAUCUUCUAUACACAAGUGGAAAUGAUGCUAUCAGCUCAAACAUCUAUGGGGCGUGUGCUGGUGAUAUUGGUGUUUCUUCUGAAUAUUGGCUCACUCAUAAUUUAUUUUGUCGACCUUGCUGAAACAGAGGAUUUCAAGAUCUCUUUUUCAGACAGCAUCCUUUUUAUAGAUACAGGCUUCAAUGCUUUCUUCCUGCUUUACUUUGGAUUACGGUUGGUGGCAGCAGAUGACAAGCUGAGGUUCUGGCUUGAGCUGAAUUCUCUUGUGGAUUUCUUCACCAUUCCUCCAGUUUUUGUUUCCUAUUAUUUAAAGAAGAAUUGGCUUGGUUUGCGUUUUUUGAGAGCUCUUAGGUUGUUAGAACUUCCCCGAAUACUACAGUUCCUCAGGAUCACCAAGAACAAUUAUUCAAUCAAGCUCUCCAAACUCUUUGCUGUAUUUCUCAGCACCUGGCUCACAGCUGCAGGAUUUAUUCACCUGGUAGAAAACAAUGGAGAUCCGUGGGUCCACCCUGGAAAUUCCCAGGCCCUCAGCUAUUUCAAUUGCAUGUACCUAGUAAUGGUGACUAUGUCCACUGUUGGUUAUGGUGAUAUUGUGGUUCAAACAGCCCUGGGUCGAACCUUCAUUAUUUUCUUCAUCAUUGGGGGUUUGGUGCUGUUUGCAAAUUUUAUCCCUGAAGUUGUGGAAAUUGUUGAAAGCCAUAAAAGUUACAAAUCUUCCUAUGAAGUUGUGAAUGGGAAAAACUAUGUUGUUGUCUGCGGUAAUAUCACUCUGGAGAGUGUUACUACUUUUCUACAAGACUUCUUGCUUCAGGACAAGGGAAAUGUUUGCACAGAAAUCCUUUUUCUGGGAGAGUCUCUUCCUAGUCUGGAGCUGGAAGCUGUAUUCAAAUGUUAUUCAGCCUACACUACUUUCUUUUAUGGCUCUGCACUGAACUUCGAAGAUCUAAAGAGAGUUCGGAUGGGGUCUGCAAGUGCCUGCCUGAUUCUAGCAGAUGUUAACUCUCUACAACCUUAUACUGAAGAUACUUCCAAUAUCAUGAGAGUGCUGUCUAUCAAGAAUAACUACCCAAGCACGAGAGUGAUUUUACAAAUAAUUCAGUCUCAUAACAAGGUGUACCUGCCAAACAUCCCCAACUGGGACUGGAGGACUGGAGACAGCAUCAUCUGUUUUGCCGAACUGAAGCUAGGCUUUAUAGCACAAAGCUGCUUGGUUCCUGGCUUGUCUACUCUCCUAACAGAUUUGUUCAUUGGGAAAGAGAAUACUGAGACAAAGAGAAAAUAUGUGGAGAACAAGAUGCUUCUGGAAGACAAAAACUACAAGGUGAUAACUUUUCAGCUCUCCAGUGAUUUUGCAGGCAUGACUUUUAUUGAGGUUUGUCGGCUGUGCUUUGUUAAACUGAACCUUGUCCUUUUGGGAAUUGAACUCAGAUUUGGCAGUCAAGGAGAGAGCACUAUCCUGAUCAAUCCAUCUGUACAGAUAAAGCUGCAUCGGAAUACAAUGGGCUUUUUUAUUGCUCAUUCCCUGGCAGAAGUCAAAAGGGCGCAUUUCUACUGUAAAGCCUGUCAUAGUGAUAUAGAGGAUCCAGAGCAGAUUAAAAAAUGUCAGUGUAAGAGCAGACUUCACUCAAAAUCUUUCUCAGAGAAACUGAAAUUCUAUCAAGAAUCGCUGCAUUUUUCAGAUGGAGAUCCUGAAAAGUCAAGGUCCCUCGGGGUUCUUCCUCAUCCGAGUUUUGUUGAUGGGGAUUUGGACAUCCAAGGAGAGGAGAACAGCAGAGUCAUACUAGAUUCAACAGGAAGGUUCCACUGGUGCGAUUCUGUUCCACUGCAGGAGGCUCUUUUGAGUUGCAAGGACCAAGCACUACUGGACCUGCAGGAUCACAUAUUGGUUUGUGUGUUUGGCGAUGCAAACUCACCGCUGAUUGGGCUGCAGGACUUCGUGAUGCCCUUACGAGCUAGUAACUUCAUUUACCAUGAGUUGAAAGACAUUGUUUUUCUUGGGUCUUUGGAGUAUCUGCAAAGAGAAUGGAAAUUUAUUCAGAAUUUCCCAAAGCUGUGGUUAUUCUCAGGUAGUGCACUCUCCUGUGCAGAUCUGAGAGCAGUUAAUGUCCAGCACUGUGCUGCAUGUGCCAUUCUGUCUUCCAACACUACUGCUUUGACCAGCCCUGCUCUGGUGGACACAGAAAGCAUCCUAGCCACUCUGAAUGUCCGAUCCAUGCAGGGUAAGCCCAGCUCAAGCCCUCUAGAGACUGCUUUCAGAAUGAGAGCAUCGAAGAAUCAAUCAGAGCCAUGUUAUAAAAAGAUCCCCAUCACCACAGAGCUGAAGUCUUCACCGAAUGCCCAGUUCAUUAAUCGGGCUUUCAACAUCAGUUCUGAGAUCUCUGACCAACAUCACCAGCUUUUCACCACUGCUGCCUGCACAGGAGAUAUCUUCUCAGAUAGCUUCUUGAAUUCUCUUUUGUCUAUUACCUACUACAACCAUCACAUCUUGGCUUUGCUGCAGACUCUGGUAACAAGUGGGACAAGCCCAGCAUUGGAGGAGCAGCAGUUGGAAAAGGACAGUAUACUGAGCAGAAGUUCUGACAAAAUAAUGCACAAUGCCACUCGAGGUAGAUCCAAACUGGCACUCCUGCCACUGUCCAAGAGGUUGUUAACAGGUGUCACGGAGAAUUCCUUUGGAGACGUUUACUGCAGAGCUUUAGACUUCUUUGGGAUACUCUGCUUUGGACUCUACCGUCUGAUGGAAGAGCCUAAUCCAUGCAAGAAUAGGUUUGUGAUUACUCGGCCCCGCAGUGAUUUGAAGAUGUUGCCUACAGAUCUGCUGUUUUGUAUUGUUCCGUUCAACAUUGCAACAACGGAUGACCUGUGA
Rhea pennata is the source of this 3087-nucleotide messenger RNA. It is a transcript of the gene KCNU1, whose product is annotated as potassium calcium-activated channel subfamily U member 1. Gene Ontology annotation, biological process: potassium ion transmembrane transport. Bases 1 to 3087 code for a protein of 1028 amino acids. The record is from RefSeq and is a predicted model, not a curated record. Gene Ontology annotation, molecular function: large conductance calcium-activated potassium channel activity. The transcript has 27 exons. NCBI's taxonomy places the organism in Eukaryota, Metazoa, Chordata, Aves, Rheiformes, Rheidae. Gene Ontology annotation, cellular component: postsynaptic membrane.